AUGAGAGAAUCCAAUAUCAGCGUAGUAUGGAGUAACAAGGCUUCAGUGACAAUUAACACGGUUCUCUACGACCGUAGAGCACUUGACUGUGAUUCGGAAAUGGCUCUGAUGAACUCGCUGAGUCAUCUAGCUUACUUGACGUCGACAUCACCGAAGAUUCGUGAAAUUCUUACAGUGGACGGCGGUUUAAUGCGUUUGGUCAACAUUCUCCGCAGUGGCCGUGGUCAAUCCUUUACACGCAUGACUAUCUGGCAACUGGCUUUACAAUGUGUGGUAAAUGUCGGAAUUCGGGGCUCUGAAGCCAUUCGCAUGCAAGUUGUCAAGGCCGGCGUUAUUCCCGUGAUUGUCACUCUGCUCGAUGACUUCCUGUCGGCAUUGGAGUUCUUUGUUCCUCAACAUACUCGUCCUUACUCGAGUGCUUUAAACUCUCCUUUAAGCUCUGCACAUUCUUCCGCUCAGAAUUUGGCGCUUCUGAAUGCCAAUUCGCUUGAUAUCUCGGCGGCUCAGAAUGUGGAACGUCUGAGUGAUGGAACCACUAACGGUACCGCUCACACAGCCGACAUGGGCUCUGGCGAUGAGAUGCUACCUAGAGCUGCCACGCCUUUGCGUGACGAAACUGGUCAAGCUGAUACCCCUGCUCAAAUGGUCGAUGAACGUUUGUCUAACACUGUGCUGGACGAAGGUGUGGCUUCAAACAGUGCCCAGGAGACGAAUCCUCCAGCCGAUUCUACGCGGAAUUCGCUCAAUCGUAGCGUUGUGGCGGCAACAGCUGCUCCCGUCGGCGGUGUCGUGAGUGCAGCACCAGCAUCAUCUUUGCCGUCUGAGACUCAACGUCGUUUAACCGAUCAGCAUCUUUUCGCUGCUGUCCAGCAGCAACAAGUUUUUGCGCGUCGUCAUCGGCGUCCGCAGUUUCCCGUAAUUGCAAACUCGUAUACGGAAGCACGUCGUUUGGCUGAGGUACUGUCUGAAGGCAGCGUGCCGUCUUUCCUAGAGGGAUCGGAGAAAAAACUCAAUCGUAUUCCAAGAGAGGAAGACAUUCUUUUUGGCUUGCAACUACUUGCAUACACGAGUAAGAACUAUUUUCAACUUCGUCACUUCUUUGAAGCGUCUCGUGACGUUCCGGCGCUGAGAAUGACGAACACCUACAACACCUCGAAGACUUGGAACACAUUUCAACUAGUAGAGCAGUUUACACUCCAGAUAUAUCCGCCUCAGGUGCAGUACUGGGCUUCUGCAAUCAUGUACAACUACUGUCGAAAGGACGAGAGCAACGGUGGCAUUCGUCGCUGCGCCAAUCUUAUGUGUGAUAAAUGGGAGGAGCAUAAUAGACAGUUUGCUAAGUGCCGUCGUUGCCGUCGCACGAAGUACUGCAGCAAACGUUGUCAGCAUCAAGCGUGGCCUGGACAUCGUCGAUGGUGCAAAGCAAUCGUUAGGGAGAGCCGCUCUUCCAAGACAUCUUCAAAUGCAACCGCGUCUCAGACUACGACUCCAUCUACGAAUCAACAAGCAGCACCUUUGAACACAGAAAUGGACUCGGUGGUGAAUGGCACAGGUACUCCCGCUAGCGUGAAUGCGACCGGUGCAACUGUGUAA
Molecule: messenger RNA, 1593 nt
Organism: Schizosaccharomyces japonicus yFS275
Lineage: Eukaryota; Fungi; Ascomycota; Schizosaccharomycetes; Schizosaccharomycetales; Schizosaccharomycetaceae
Product: zf-MYND type zinc finger protein
Exons: 1
Coding region: 1-1593 (530 amino acids)
Biological process (GO): positive regulation of flocculation
Cellular component (GO): cytoplasm
Source: RefSeq, a predicted model, not a curated record